This is a messenger RNA of Vigna unguiculata (cowpea), 357 nucleotides long. The record is from RefSeq and is a predicted model, not a curated record. Lineage: Eukaryota; Viridiplantae; Streptophyta; Magnoliopsida; Fabales; Fabaceae.
AUGGGAAUGAGGUAUGUGUUAAGGGUUUUUGUGUCGGCGAAGCACAUGACGGCGAAAGUGGUGGAAGGGAACAACGGGAGGGAGGUGGCGAGUGCGUCGAGCGUGGAGCACGCACUGAGAAGCGCGUUCCAAUGGGGGAAGGGCUGUGACGCGAGGUCGGCGGCGUCCGUCGGGGAGGUGUUGGCGAUGCGGCUGAAAACGGAGGCUCCGGAGGUAGGAGUGGGAGGUGGGGUCCACUUUAACGUUGAGAAGGAGAUUGAUAAGAAGAGUGUGGACAACGGAGAUAAGGUGUGGACCGUGGUUAACGCUUUGAGGAACAGAGGCGUCAAGGUUUUCGUCACCGACGAUCGCAGUUAA